AUGUGCUCCGAGGUGAAGUUCGGCAAUGGAUUAGCCGCAAAGAACCAGCAGAAAAAGCUCCUUUCCGAGCACUACAAUACGCCAACACCCAGAUCCUUGCAAAAUGUCCCAUGGUCUACUGUACUUACGGCUUGGCGUAAGGCUGGCGUAGAUUUCCAACCAGCCGUGCAAGGGACAACUUUGAGCCCGACCAGUCCGAAGCCGGAGACACGACCCAACGGAUGUCCUGUGAUCUGUCGAUCGGUCUCCGAGGCCUCAAUUCCCGGACGCCAGCCGACCCCAUCUACUGCACCAGCUGACGUGGCUCCAUGCCUCAACGACAUGGUCACGUGUCCCGGGGUAAGUGUACCCGUGAUCCGGUUCUCGAGCAACUCCAGCCAGACAGGUCUAUCAAACGACCAAUCCGGCCAUUUGGGGGCGGGCCAAUUGGAGAAGCUGAAGCAGCUCAACCGAAGAGCUCGCAGACGCACAAGCAUACAGCGUCUGAAAACUGGUUGUCUUGUCGUCGGCCGUCUGUUGCCAUGGUUCUCGUUGCUCUUCGGCGGCCUGGCCAUCACUCUGGGCUACCUGUUUGCCAUCCGCCAACUGGUCACCGCCGGCUGCCUCCUCCUUCUCGUCACCACCGGCUUCCUCUUGCAGGCGGCCUUCUGGAAGCGGCCGAACAUCAACCUCUUCAAGCCGGCUGAAGUGCCCUUCUAUCUGCCAUCGCAGGAGGACCUCGAGAACCUGGAACGCGGCUUCGCGGACGUCAAAGAAGAGGAGGAGAAGACGGAAAAGGCGGACAAGGAGCAGCAGCAUGAGCAGAUGAACACUGAACACGAGCCACUCGGCUGUCCAGAGGUCAAGAGUUCACCAGAAGGCCUAGCACCGCUGGGUUUGCCGGGUUCGAGGCCGAGGCCGGCUGGAGUGCUGCUGCAUCCGGACCAUAUGCAUCAGAUGCGCAGACUCAGUCAGGCCUUGAGCCGAGCAACACACGAACUAACCGCGGCCAGACAACGUUAUCUGGAAUUGGGCGAACCGAACAUGCUGACUCUGGCGCGCCGAUUGACCAUGGGCCCCGGCGUCGACAUGCUCGACUCGGGACUCAACAGUGUUGGCCGCGUGGCUGGCGUGGCCGGUGUCAACUGGGCCUCGUCUCGGCGCGGCCUGGCAACUGCGGGCUAUCGUCAUGGCGGCUCGAUCUGGUCACCCUCGUCGAGGGACAGACCUGGGCACGAGUCUCCCGGUCGGGGGGGUGUCCCGGCUGGGCGGAAUGACGCUGGCAGACGCCCAAUCAGAAGGCUCCGACAGCGGCCCAGUCGUGCCAAAUUGACUCAAGAAUGCACUAUCCAGGCGUAA
This is a messenger RNA of Protopolystoma xenopodis, 1338 nucleotides long. Lineage: Eukaryota; Metazoa; Platyhelminthes; Monogenea; Polystomatidea; Polystomatidae. The record is from the annotation of a GenBank genome assembly.